GGCAGCCACUGCUCCUCGGGCAAAUAAUACCAGAGUGGCUCUCCAAGUCUUCGACAUGAACUAUGGAGACCAGUUUGGCAGCCUCUGGCCUUCAAUUCGCAUCAGUCUCCUGUCAAUGCAAAAAUAUGGGGCCCUAGUCAACAAUUUCUCUGAUGUAGAGCAGGUCAUUCAGAGUCUGGAAAACCUCAAUGCAGUAGAUUUCAUCCAAGAAUCUCAGGAAGUAAUUGAGGAAUUAGAUUCCUCCAUUGAAGAAGAUGACAGUGUGCCAACUUCAUCUCCCCAAAUCCAGACAGAACUUUCAAAGACUCAGGCACAAUAUUUUCCUUCUGUCAGUCCUAACAUCAAAUGUUACACAUUCCCCAAAGGAGACAUCAGUCGUUUUCGUCAAGCCAGACCAGACAUCGUAGGAAUUCUUGGUUACUAUCUCCUGGAUGCUGCCUCGAUUUUACCUGUUUUGGCUCUCAAUGUACAGCCUGGAAGCAUGGUCCUUGAUCUUUGUGCAGCCCCAGGUGGGAAGAUGCUGGCACUUUUACAGACUGGGUGUUGUUGUGAGCUGACAGCCAAUGAUCUCUCUGGUUCUCGCACUAUCCGGCUACGUAACGUCCUCCGCAGCUAUCUCCCCAAAGAGAUCCAAAAUGUAGUGCGGGUUACCUCGUUGGAUGGAAGAAAUUGGUCCCAGACAGAAACAGGCACUUAUGAUAAGGUACUUGUUGACGUGCCAUGCACAAAUGAUCGAAAGUCAGUCUUGGAAGAAGAUAACAAUAUCUUCACAUACGCAAGAAAAGGGGAACGUCAGAUGUUGCCAAUGCUCCAGCUGCAACUGCUCAUAGCUGGAGUCCUUGCUGCUAAGCCAGGAGGAGAGGUGGUAUAUUCCACAUGCUCUCUGUCUGAGCUCCAAAAUGAGUAUGUGGUUGAGAGAGCUGUGGAGUUACUAAACAUCCAGUACAGCAUCAACGUGACAGUAGAAGACUUGAGGCAUUUUCGGAGACUGUUCCAGAACACAUUUUCUUUCUAUUCAAAUUGUAGACUUGGAGAACUUAUCCUGCCCCACCUCACAGCUAACUUUGGACCCAUGUAUUUUUGCAAAUUGCACAGAAUGAACUAGAUUGAAGAAAGGACAGUACAUUAUUAAAUAUCUCUUCAAAAGAUGAAA
Molecule: messenger RNA, 1153 nt
Organism: Protobothrops mucrosquamatus (brown spotted pit viper)
Lineage: Eukaryota; Metazoa; Chordata; Lepidosauria; Squamata; Viperidae
Gene: NSUN4
Product: NOP2/Sun RNA methyltransferase 4
Exons: 5
Coding region: 56-1105 (349 amino acids)
Biological process (GO): rRNA methylation
Cellular component (GO): mitochondrial large ribosomal subunit
Molecular function (GO): methyltransferase activity
Source: RefSeq, a predicted model, not a curated record